This is a messenger RNA of Iphiclides podalirius (scarce swallowtail), 417 nucleotides long. NCBI's taxonomy places the organism in Eukaryota, Metazoa, Arthropoda, Insecta, Lepidoptera, Papilionidae. The record is from the annotation of a GenBank genome assembly.
AUGGAUGCACUUGUGUACGGGUGGUUGAACUCUACUCUUCCCCCCCCCUCCCUCCAGCCCCCUUCAUCCCGUCUCGACGGAUGGAACACAAAGGAAGUCUAUCCAGCGUCGGAAGGACGAAAUAAAAGCAAGACUGCGGUCGGCGGCGGACUUCAUCCGUCAGGCGGCGAGCGUCCUGACGCAGCGGAUGACGAGCAGUCCGGAGUGGCCGAUGAUAUUGUAUACAAAUACGAAGUAGCUAAAUUGCCAGUAAUGGACUCGGAACAGCCUUUUGUCUCAUCGAGGGUCGGAGCAGACUGGUUGGGUGCGGUGAGAACUCGGCGGCGAGACGAGGCGUCGCCCGGCGCAGACAACAAAGGAACUCAACAAGUGCUGCCGGCUCGUGUUCGGGGCUUAGGGCGCGUCCACACUUGUUUC